AUGCCAAAGACCAAAAACUUUCUUUUUCAGAUCAACGCGUCCGUCAUUGCCCGCGUCGAUCGCGGAAAGUCCACCCUCGCCCACGCCCUCAUCCCAAAGGUUAUUAUUGCUGCAGUGACAGCUGGUGAUAUGCGGCUUGCAGACUCACAAGACGAUGGAAAAGAGCAUGGCAUCACGAUCAAAUCGACAGCCAUCUCCAUAUACUUCGAAAUGGAAAAGGAAGAUGUCGAAAUUAUUAAUCAGAAGGCUGAAGGCAAGUCUUCAAUUUAA
Suillus subalutaceus is the source of this 270-nucleotide messenger RNA. RefSeq lists its product as uncharacterized. NCBI's taxonomy places the organism in Eukaryota, Fungi, Basidiomycota, Agaricomycetes, Boletales, Suillaceae. Gene Ontology annotation, cellular component: cytosol; ribonucleoprotein complex. The record is from RefSeq and is a predicted model, not a curated record. Gene Ontology annotation, biological process: translational elongation. Bases 1 to 270 code for a protein of 89 amino acids. The transcript has 2 exons. Gene Ontology annotation, molecular function: ribosome binding; translation elongation factor activity; GTPase activity.